This is a messenger RNA of Tribolium castaneum (red flour beetle), 1163 nucleotides long. It is a transcript of the gene PGRP-LB, whose product is annotated as Peptidoglycan recognition protein LB. NCBI's taxonomy places the organism in Eukaryota, Metazoa, Arthropoda, Insecta, Coleoptera, Tenebrionidae. Gene Ontology annotation, biological process: peptidoglycan catabolic process; innate immune response. The record is from RefSeq and is a predicted model, not a curated record. The coding region runs from base 432 to 1055 and encodes 207 amino acids. Gene Ontology annotation, molecular function: N-acetylmuramoyl-L-alanine amidase activity; peptidoglycan binding; zinc ion binding. The transcript is spliced from 2 exons.
GAAGAACAUCCGCUUCAAAACAAGUUGACACUGCUAACAAGCCACUCACUAGCCACAGAGUGGUCCAAACAGUAACCACUAUUCAAAUCAAUAACAACCAAACGAAACACAACUCAAAAUUUUAGUUUAGUCCCAAAAAAAUUAGUCAAAAAAAACUAUAAUCAAAAAGUGUCAAAAUUCGACUACUAGUGUUAAGUGAGUGUUAUUUCCGGACCGGCCCAUAGCCACUAAUGUAUUUUGUGUGAACCGAUUAGUUUUUUUCACCGGUCAAUUAUGAAUUAUGUAUAUAAUCAAGUCAGCGUGGCGCAUCAGUGGCAACUGUGCCAACAAUGAUAAAAAUUUUAUCGAAAAAUUAGAUUUAUAAUCACAACUUUAUCGUGAUGGCUUUCAUUUAGAAGCGUGAUUUUUCCACGAAAAAAUCGGCCACAAAAAUGUACACUUUUCUAUUCUGUUUUGCAGCUUUUUUGGCCACAGGACAAAUGAGCGAGUUGGUGGUGGUCCCCCGUGAGGGUUGGCACGCCCGCCCCCCUACCGCCACCGAGCCAAUGGCCAAUCCCGUCCCCUUCGUCAUCACCCACCACAGCUACAUCCCGCCCGCGUGCCACACCCCCGAAGCAUGCGUCCAAUCAAUGCAAACCAUGCAAGAUAUGCACCAAUUACAAAACGGCUGGAACGAUAUUGGUUACAGUUUUGGGGUAGGGGGUGAUGGAAACGCCUACGAAGGGCGGGGGUGGUCAAAAGUGGGCGCACACGCCCCCAAAUACAACAAUAUAAGUAUAGGAAUCUGUGUUAUCGGCGAUUGGACGAAAGAACUACCCCCCGAAAAUCAACUAAACACUGUACAUAAGUUGAUCGCGUUUGGGGUUGAAAAGGGGUACAUUAGGGAGGAUUACAAGUUAUUGGGGCACAGACAAGUGAGAGACACGGAGUGUCCGGGGGAUAGAUUAUUUGAGGAGAUCUCCACGUGGGAGCACUUUGGGGUCAAGGGAGAGAGGAGGCAAGAGAACAAUGGGGUUGAAGACAAUAAACUUUUUUUUUUCAAACACAAGUCUUGAUUGGGGUCGUUCUGAUUUUGGUUUGGUGAACGGUUGGUAGCACUGGUUGGGCAAAAUAAAUACAAGUGGUCGAAGAAAAUGUGUUCAAUAAAGAUAGCUUUGAAUGAA